AUGAUUGGAGAGGACUUGAAACAGAAGAUCCACGAUAAAUUCGUUGCAGCUCAAAGGGAUGGCCAUUUGAAACUAACCCGCGCAGAAUCUAGGAAAUUGAAGGAUCCACUUAAGGCGACCCAAUAUUGGGUGACAUUCGCUCCGUCUUUAGCAUUGAAAUCAGACGGAAAGAGGAGUAACGAUUCCAAGAAAGAGGACCCUUUCGCCAACCCAGACCAAGAACUAGUUGUAGUGGAUGAUGUGAAUGACGAUGGAGAAUAUAAGUUACUACUUAACAAAUUUCCUGUGGUCCCUGAGCAUAGUCUCUUGGUGACAAGCGAGUUUAAGGAUCAGAAAUCUGCCUUGACGCCAAGGGAUCUGAUGACUGCUUACAAGGUGCUUUGUUGCCUUGACAAAGACAAAGAUGAUGACACAUCUGAUGAAAAAUACCUGGUUUUUUAUAAUUGUGGACCUCACAGCGGUUCUUCACAAGCUCACAAACACUUGCAGAUACUACGAAUGCCGAAAGAGUUUACCCCUUUCCAAGACACAUUAUGUAACGAAAAGGGUUACUUCUUGCCCACCUUUAAUGCAGAGCCAUUGCAAGAUGACAAGGUUUCCUUUGCCCAUUUUGUCUUGCCACUACCGGAAUCACCUGAUCAAGUUGACAAAGACCUUCUCGCCAUGUGUUAUAUUUCUUUGAUGCAAAAAGCACUUACAUUCUUCCAAGAUUGGGCCAACGAAUCUCCGGAGCUGAUCAAGUCAUAUAACGUUCUAUUGACCAAGAAAUGGAUCUGCGUAGUACCAAGAUCGCACGCUAAGAGUGAGCCACCAUUGACAUUAAAUAUAAACUCCACGGGAUACUGCGGCAUGAUCCUAGUCAAAGACAAAGAGAAACUGGACACACUCACUGCAAAACCCCAUCUGGUAGACAAGUCGCUACUGGAAUGCGGAUUUCCCACUACUGCUGGUGGAAAACCAACAAAAUAUCACUAUUGA
This is a messenger RNA of Saccharomyces mikatae IFO 1815, 978 nucleotides long. It is a transcript of the gene APA2, whose product is annotated as bifunctional AP-4-A phosphorylase/ADP sulfurylase. The transcript has a single exon. NCBI's taxonomy places the organism in Eukaryota, Fungi, Ascomycota, Saccharomycetes, Saccharomycetales, Saccharomycetaceae. Gene Ontology annotation, biological process: nucleotide metabolic process. The record is from RefSeq and is a predicted model, not a curated record. The coding region runs from base 1 to 978 and encodes 325 amino acids. Gene Ontology annotation, molecular function: ATP binding; ATP:ADP adenylyltransferase activity.